This is a messenger RNA of Cyprinodon variegatus (sheepshead minnow), 1235 nucleotides long. Its product is annotated as gastrula zinc finger protein XlCGF7.1-like. The coding region runs from base 318 to 1235 and encodes 305 amino acids. NCBI's taxonomy places the organism in Eukaryota, Metazoa, Chordata, Actinopteri, Cyprinodontiformes, Cyprinodontidae. Gene Ontology annotation, molecular function: RNA polymerase II transcription regulatory region sequence-specific DNA binding; DNA-binding transcription factor activity, RNA polymerase II-specific. Gene Ontology annotation, cellular component: nucleus. Gene Ontology annotation, biological process: regulation of transcription by RNA polymerase II. The transcript has 2 exons. The record is from RefSeq and is a predicted model, not a curated record.
CAGAAUCGAUUGUGGUGAGUCGUCCUGAUGUGCAAAAAAAAAAAAAAAAACUCAAUGAAAGGAACCCAAACAGGGACCUGCUCAUCUCACAGGCUUCCUCUGAAGACAAAGAACCAGGAACUGGAAGGAAACGUCUUUGAAAGCCGAGGAAUGAAGAGCAGAAACAAAAUGAGGGAUCCCAGAAAACCAAAGAGGAGAAAGGCACUGCUGACAGUUCCAAUCAAAACACACCCAAAAGAACUCAUACAGCUGUGAAAGGUUUCUCAUGUACGACCUGUGGAAAGCAUUAAAGUAAAAUAUAUCACCUAAAACGUCACAUGAGCAUUCAUACCGGAAAGAAGCCCUUCUUAUGUACAACCUGUGGAAAGGGUUUCAGCACAAGAUUUUUCUUAAAACGUCACAUGAGAACUCACACAGAUGAGAAGCCUUACACAUGUAUAACUUGUGGAAAGGGUUACGGAGACAAAAGCACUUUAUUUUAUCACAUGAGAGUUCACACAGGCGAGAAGCCUUUCACAUGCACAACGUGUAGAAGAACUUUCACUCGAAGACGUGGUUUAAUUUAUCACAUGACCACUCACACAGUCAAGCCUUUCUCAUGUAUGACUUGUGGAAAGAGUUACAGCACAAAAUCUCUUUUAAAACGUCACAUGAGAAAUCAUACAGAGGAGAAGCCUUACACAUGUACAACAUGUGGAAAAAGUUACAGUGAUAGCAGUGGUUUACUUUAUCACAUGAGAACUCAUACAGGAGAGAAGCCUUUCUUAUGUGAGACUUGUGGAAAGGGUUACUGUGACAGGAGUAGUUUGCUUUGUCACAUGAAAACUCACACAGGUGAAAGGCCUUUCUUAUGUGAAAUCUGUGAAAAACGAUUUAGAACUCGAUCUGAUUUAACCCAUCAUAUGAGAUCUCACACAGGCGAGAAGCCUUUCUCAUGUUCUACCUGUGAAAAAAAGUUUACUGUUGGAAGCAAUUAUAACCUGUGUUAUGCCCAAAAGUGCAUGCCUGCCGAAAUAUGCAUCCCCAGUCGCGGGAGCGCGCCUCGCUCUGUUGAACUGCAUAUCGACGAGGAAAACGAGGCACGUGACGUCGCCCGGUACGGCGGAGCCGGGACCCCACCCUGGAGCCAGGCCUGGGGUUGGGGUUCGUCGGCGAGCGCCUGGUGGUCGGGUUCUUCCUCGCGGGACCCGGCCGGGCCCAGCCCGAAGGAGCGACGCGAGGCCAUCCCCCAGUAG